Molecule: messenger RNA, 1937 nt
Organism: Salarias fasciatus (jewelled blenny)
Lineage: Eukaryota; Metazoa; Chordata; Actinopteri; Blenniiformes; Blenniidae
Gene: max
Product: myc associated factor X
Exons: 5
Coding region: 129-644 (171 amino acids)
Biological process (GO): positive regulation of transcription by RNA polymerase II
Cellular component (GO): RNA polymerase II transcription regulator complex
Molecular function (GO): protein dimerization activity; DNA-binding transcription factor activity
Source: RefSeq, a predicted model, not a curated record
UUGGGUCUGUCCAAACAGAACGUGAGCCGCUACUAGCUUCAAGCUGUCCGUCUGUAGCAGCGCCUCUCGGUGCUAAAUGGUGUUUUUUUAGCCGCCCGUCCCUUUAAACCAAACUAUUCUGCCGCAGAAUGAGUGAUAACGAUGACAUCGAAGUCGACAGUGACGAAGAAUCACCGAGAUAUCACUCUGUGGCAGACAAACGGGCACACCACAAUGCGCUGGAGCGCAAACGUAGGGACCACAUCAAAGACAGCUUUCACAGCCUCCGGGACUCGGUGCCCGCCCUGCAGGGAGAAAAGGUUGGUAAAGCUCAGCCUCAGUCUACCAAACAGGCGUCUCGAGCUCAAAUCCUAGACAAAGCCACAGAGUACAUCCAAUACAUGAGGCGAAAAAACUACACACACCAGCAGGACAUCGACGACUUGAAGAGGCAGAACGCUCUGCUCGAACAACAAGUGCGCGCUCUGGAGAAGGUGAAGGGCUCGGCCCAGCUCCAGUCCAGCUACUCCUCCUCCGACAGCAGCCUGUACACCAACCCCAAAGGCAGCGCCGUGUCGGCGUUCGACGGCGGCUCGGACUCCAGCUCCGAGUCGGAGCCCGAGGAGCCGCCCAACAGGAAGAAGCUGCGCGUGGAGGCCAGCUAGAGCGCCGACUGAAGUCUGGGAGGGAGGGAGGGAGGCCGAGAGACCCCAACCCUCCUAACCCCUCCCCUCCCUCUCGCUUCCUCCGUCCUCGCCCGCUCUCCUGGGGUCACACCGGAGACUCGUGACCCCGCCGACCUCCGUCAGCAGGAGAGUGGGAAGUACAGACGACCGCCUCGGUCCACCUCGAGAGCUUCAGGGUCCCCCCCUCCUCCUCCUCCUCCCCCCUCGCUUUACUUUCGGCUCCCUCCCUCCUUGAACAUCAUCUACAAUCGUGAACCCAAAAAGAGGCAGCUUGGCUCCUUCAGGACUCGAUGCUUUUUUUUGUACCCUCAGUAAAGCCCCUCCUCCACAGAGGGACGGGGCCAGGUGUACUCUUUUAAGCACUGCUAUAUUAUAUUUUUGUUUUUUGUUUUUUUUUGUUUGUUUUUUUCUUGAUAAAGAAGAAAACCCGUUUAGGACUGACACACACACACGCGCCGCGAUGAAUUGUCCUGAAAACGUUUUCCUUUCUGAAAUAAAGACAGACCGAAACAUUUGUAGCUCACUAUUUUCCAGUGAAGAAUGUGAAGCUGCUCUGAGCAGACGUUAUUGAAGUGAAAACCCCGCCUCAGGCCCACAAGGAUCACAGGCGUUUUUCUGCCCCCCACACACACACAGACACACACACACUCGUUACCACAAAAUUCAAACUGUCAAAAUGAAAUUGAUGUGUCGAAGGAGAAUAUUCCUGAACUCGUAUCGUAUUUUGUCCUUCAGCUUGAGGUAGUGAAUGACUUUAGGUGGCUGAAAACGUCUAAGCAUCUCAUUUUAUAUAUUAUAUGGAAGACAAAAAAAAAAAAAGAAUUUGAUUGGAUGUUUCAAAACUAUGUUAUGCAUUUUGUAGUAAUCACACCAGUCAUGGGGAAAUGCCAAUUUGUCACAUGUAGUUUAAGGGUUUGAAAUACGUAUUGAAUGUCAAUCGGUAGCUCUCGAAUGAAUCCCUGUUGAUGUGUUGUGCUUUACACGGUAAAAAAAAAAAAAAAAAAUCUAUAUAUUGUUGCUGAACCCCCCACCCCACCCCCCCCAUCCCCACGGGAAAAAAAAAGGAGGCAUUCUGUGUCUAGGAAACGUGUGUGUAUGUAUAUUGUUUCCAUUUUAAUUCCAUUUAGGAGGAUAUAAUUAGUGUAGUAGGUCUUUUUUGUCUGAUUCCAUUCCAUGGAAAUUACAAGUAUGUUGUACAUACUGCCAACAAUUGUCUUGCAAGUUGAGGCCUACCUUUACUAUGAAACUAUAAAAUAAACUAUUUUAUCCUUU